AUGAUGACCAUCGGCUUUACUUCACUUCUGGUGCUCACAAUAAUUGCAAGUGCAGCACAAACCUCCCAGACAGAAAUUUGCUCACACAAAGAUGGAAUGACUGACGAUAUUCGCAACAUUGCGCUUACACUACACAACAGCUAUAGGUCAGAUCUUGCACUCGGCAAGGUGAAAAAAUAUGAUGGUUCGCUUUUGCCACAGGCAGGAGCGAUGAUGCAGCUGGAAUACUUGUGCGAGGCAGAGGACAUUGCUUAUAAUGAAGCAAGUCAAUGUCCGACAGUUGAAAACCCUUUGGAAGCUGUUGGACCUUUGGAGGAAGAGAAUUUUGCUAUGAUACCGAAAACAGAUGCAAAUGACGCUAACAGUGCCAUAGAAAUGGCUAUGCAAAAGUGGUGGAGUACAGUGCAAACUGAUCCUACUCCAUAUGACGAACAUUUCCAUGUCGUAGAGAGUCACUUAAAGGCGCCGCUGAUGUCUUUCAUAAGGAUGGCCUGGCAUGAAACAUGGGCUGUAGGUUGCGGCGUGAAGGAAUGUGGCGAUCAUUACACUAUUAUAUGCCGUUAUAGAUGGGGGAUCACCCUUGAUACUCCUCUUUACUGGCAAAACACACCAUGCAAAGAUUGCUGGGAAACAGACAUUUGCCACCCCAAUAAAGGGCUCUGCAUUGAAUAGACUGCAAUAUUAAAUAAAUUUUUUCUUGUACAC
Cylicocyclus nassatus is the source of this 705-nucleotide messenger RNA. The record is from the annotation of a GenBank genome assembly. NCBI's taxonomy places the organism in Eukaryota, Metazoa, Nematoda, Chromadorea, Rhabditida, Strongylidae.